This is a messenger RNA of Cavia porcellus (domestic guinea pig), 354 nucleotides long. It is a transcript of the gene Eddm13, whose product is annotated as epididymal protein 13. The transcript is spliced from 6 exons. Lineage: Eukaryota; Metazoa; Chordata; Mammalia; Rodentia; Caviidae. The coding region runs from base 1 to 354 and encodes 117 amino acids. The record is from RefSeq and is a predicted model, not a curated record.
AUGUGCAGGCUGGAGCUGCUUGCAAAACUGGCACUGGUGACCCUGGUCCUCCUGGGCCGGGUGGAAGCCUGUGUCCCUCGGGAAGGUGGCCCACUGGGCCCCAGCUCCAGCCUCUCUAGAAAGCUGCGGCUGUCCCUGGGUUUGCUGAGCCUGCAGGUGCUGACCGAUGAAACCAGCGACUGCAGUGAAGAGAAGCUCGGCCUGGCCACCACACCUGGGCGGCCAGUCCAGAGGCGGAACAGCUGGAGCCUGCUGAGGUGCACCUACAUGGUGGUCACCUUCCUGUUCGUGUCCUACAACAAGGGAGACUGGUGCUAUUGCCACUACUGCAACCCGGACACAGAUGUCAGGUAG